UUCUUAACCCUUGUCAGAAUCUGAGAGUCAAUUGACUUGGUCAGGCCCAUGCACCUUGGAAUUUUAUUUGAAGAAGAUGCCCAUGUGAACGAAGUCCGAGAUCAACAGGUUAGCAUAUAUGAUGGCCCAUUGUUAUCUUCUCUAACUGUAUUCUCAAGGAGAGAAAUUCAGGUCAUGGCUUCCUUCAUAUCGAGCUUGCGCUUCCACCUACUAUGUUGCCUUUCAGUGGUCUGGCUUCUAAUUCCACCUUCACAUUCAGCUGACCCCGAUCCCUUACAGGACUUCUGUGUAGCAAACAUCAGUGCCUCUAUAUCUGUUAAUGGUUUCCCUUGCAAACCAGCAUCCGAAGUAACUUCGGAGGACUUUUUCUUUGAUGGUUUUACCAAAGAAGGUAACACAAGUAACAUCUUCGCAUCCUCCCUGACACCAGCAAAUGUCCUUACGUUCCCGGGGCUAAAUACUCUUGGAAUUGCGAUGAAUCGGGUGGACUUUGCCCCUGGUGGAAUCAACCCUCCUCAUUCGCAUCCUCGUGCAAGCGAGACUGGUGUGGUAAUUGAAGGGAAGCUCCUUGUAGGUUUCGUGACCACUAACAAUGCAUUUUACUCUAAAGUGUUGAGUGCAGGGCAGAUGUUUGUGAUCCCUCGGGGACUUGUGCACUUCCAACUUAACGUUGGAGAAGGGAAGGCACUGGCUUACACGGCUUUCAACAGCCACCUGCCUGGUGCUGCGGUUGUUCCCUUUAAUCUCUUUGCUUCUUCAAUUCCAAGCGAAGUGUUAACCAAGACCUUCCAAGUGGAUACGGAUCUUAUCAAUACUAUACGAUCCAAGUUUGGGUCGUAACUCAUAAGAAAUUUGUAGGUCCUGCCCUGCUACUUGACUGGCCUUGUAUUACCUCUCUCAUUAUGUUCUGUUUUCUGUGUUUUUGUUUUUUCAUAUUUGAUUAUUGAACGUACGGAAAGGAGAAUUCAAUUGAAACCUAUUAUUUACACUA
Theobroma umbraticum is the source of this 991-nucleotide messenger RNA. Lineage: Eukaryota; Viridiplantae; Streptophyta; Magnoliopsida; Malvales; Malvaceae. The record is from RefSeq and is a predicted model, not a curated record.